Actinia tenebrosa (Australian red waratah sea anemone) is the source of this 3441-nucleotide messenger RNA. RefSeq lists its product as uncharacterized. Gene Ontology annotation, biological process: regulation of transcription by RNA polymerase II. NCBI's taxonomy places the organism in Eukaryota, Metazoa, Cnidaria, Anthozoa, Actiniaria, Actiniidae. The record is from RefSeq and is a predicted model, not a curated record. Gene Ontology annotation, molecular function: DNA-binding transcription factor activity, RNA polymerase II-specific; RNA polymerase II transcription regulatory region sequence-specific DNA binding; protein dimerization activity.
AACUCUAAUACGAUGAUGGUGCUUGUCGUGUUUUGGAGUUGGAGGAGUUAGCGCACAAUGAUUGGAAAGGGAGUUUUUGAAAGCUUUUAAAGAGGAUAUCCACGAAAUCUGACCUAGAUUUGAACCUUUUUAUUCGGAGAAUAUAUUCUUAAUGUGAAUAACCCUGAUCUUUGGUUAACGAAGGCGAAAAUGGAUGAAGAAGACCCGUUCUACGACCACGUCCACGACUUGCAACCGGAGACGAAGCACUCGACAAAGAGGAAGGCUGGAAGGACCAAAAGUACUGAUAAUGUCAGGGUUGUUGAAAUGCGCAAGGAGAGGUCCAGAAAUGCCGCCAGAAACAGGAGGGGAAAAGAAAAUGCUCAGUUCGAUGAACUGGCCAAGCUCUUACCACUUCCUGCAGCAAUUACAUCUCAGCUGGACAAAGCUUCAAUCAUACGGCUUACCAUUAGUUACUUGAGCAUGAGGGAAUUUUCUGGCCUUGUUCCACAAAGACAGAUAACAGAUGGAUCAGAAACUUGUGUUUCACCACUUUCUGAAACUGCAGCAGAUGCUGUCCCACCCGGGUCACCAACUCCAGGUCCAAGUACUGAAAUUGUUGCUUUCAAGAAAAGUGAAGGUCCUGAAGGAAUUCCUCUAAAUGAUGAGACAGGAGCACAACUUUUACAUGCUCUUGAGGGCUUCCUUCUAGUUCUUGCAGAAGAUGGCAAGAUACUGUAUGUGUCAGAGACUGUCUCCAUAAAUCUAGGUCUUUCACAGGUUGAACUUACUGGUGGCAACAUAUACAACUAUGUGCAUGUUGAAGAUCAUGGUGACCUUAAUGACCAACUGAAACAAGCUUCCGCUACGCAGCCAAGUGAUCCUCCUUUCCAAACCAGUCAAGAUUUCUUUUCUUGUCAAAACAGUAGUGGUAGUGGCUUAUUCAGUCAAGGGGAUGCCAUUGGACCAGGAACUCUUCCCAUUCAUCAGCCUAGAGCAUUCUUCUUGAGAAUGAAAUGCACUCUUGUUAGACGAGGAGGAUCUUAUGCAAAAUCAUCAGGCUUUAAAGUAGUGCAUUGUGUUGGUCGCGUUAAGGACUACGCGUCAGACGAUCAAGAAACUGCAAGAAAAGCGUUUGUGAUGUUAGCUCAGCCAGUUCCAACCAUGAAUAUCAAUGAACUACCACUAGAAUGCAAUAUGUUUGUCAGUCGUGUUAACAUGGACCUGAAAAUCGUUUAUUGUGAAGGAAGGAUUCAUAAGUUUAUGGAUUAUCUAGCCAAGGACAUCGUUGGUAUCUCAGCAUAUGAUUUCUACCAUGCUGGAGACGUCGCCCUCAUACAAAGCCAUCAUGCCAAAUUUCUUUCGAAGGGUCAAGUUUGGACCAAGUACUACCGAUGGAUGAAUAAGAAUGGCGGAUGGGUUUGGAUGCAGACUAAAGCAUCGCUCAUUCCUCAUCCAACAAACCCUGGCCUCAAACAAAUGUUGUGUCUCAACUACAUUUUAAGUGAUGUGGAACACCGUAGCGUUGUGUUGGGAAUGGCGCAGCUCAAAGACAAGCCAGAAAUGGACGACACCUCACAACUAACUGAAGUUCCUUGCGAAGCUGAUAAUUCUGGCGAAUUAAGUGAUGCGCUUAUUGAUGACCAAAUUAUGGUGUUUCCAAAAUGGCACGCUACUUCCGAUAAAUUGGUUCCAGAACAAACCGUGCUUGACCAAAUGGCUCUUCAGCGUACAGGCUACAGCAACCAAUUCAACGAAUCUCUCAAAACUUGGUCCAAGCAUCAUAAAUGGAUAGACAACACAUCGGACCAAGAAAGCAGCCCGGAAAAUGAUAUCGAAGAUAAAGACCUACAAGAUAUUGUUGAUAUUAUUGAUGCCGAUAUGUCGACCUUUGAUCGAUCUCUCAUCGAUUUUGUCGUGUCUGGAAAUGCUCAGUCGAUUUAUCAGGCAACGCCCUCUCAGUUAGGGCCGAUCGCUGGUUACAUUGAAGAGAUUCCCGAAUCUACAACAGAGUUCCAAGUUGGCCGAAACGUCCUGCCGAAAGUUGAAGACGACGAGAUGCAAAGCGAUUUUGGGUCUCUACAGUUCUGCUCUCAAGCUGUCAGUAAUACCUCCGAGUUUCCUAAGAGCUCAAGCAGCGUUAAACCAGAGGGUCCUAGUAAACGCCCUGCAAGUGGAACGACUUACGAUUACGGAACCACUUUAUUCGAGAAUAACAUUCCCAGCAAGAUCCCUAGAUUGAGCCAUAUGCAGUGUGUAAAUAUAAAUAUGAGCGGGUCUAAAAUGUGCAAUAAACCUGGCAGAUCGACUGCAACUAUUACAGUUCUUCCUGAUACUCAAGAUAAUGACCCAUAUCAAAUGCCCAGUUCUUCUUCAGCUUCGCAGGGCUCAGUUACGUAUACAGGGAGCUCGACCUCAAYGUCAACAAAGCCAACAGUAGCUUAUGUCCAAGGACCUGAGCAAGGCUUUAUUGGCUUGUCUGAAGAUAAAAGAAUGCCUCCCGCGCCUGCGGUAGCAACAUCACCCAAUUCCUAUCAAAGUAGUAAACCAAAAAGCUCGACAUUAUCUUCACGGAAGCCUAAAACUCUUCUAGAACAAUUGGCUUUCAUGCCAAGUCAAGAUAGCGACAUGUUAAGUGAUGACAUGAUGUUUGAUAUCGUGGAAUCGUUGUUAGGAGACAGUAUUGAUGACAGUGACAAUACUAGAACUUCUCAGAGCUUUGGUAGUGACUUUGAUAGCAAUGCAUCCGUUAUGAGUACGUUGAUUCCUCGACAGGAAAUAAAACAAGAAGUGGUGACACCAACAUCAACCGAACCCCAAACGCCUUUCUCUGACUGCUUUCAAAACAUGUCGAAUUUUACGAACGACUCGCAAAUGAAAUCGUCUGGACUUUAUCAAAGGAGUGGCCCAUUACGCAGCCCGGGAUUCUCUUCUGGCUUGGAAAGUGUGAAGGCAGAGGCCCCAGUUUCCAUGACCAAUGCAAAUAUGAACAGAGAAACGAGUGAAACUCGUGCAAACGUCUUUUCUGAUAGAACAAGUUCUUCGUAUCAUCCUUCUGCUUCCCCUCGUCCGCAUUGGGGGACACAGCAGCAGGGACAGAUGUCGAGGCAGCCUUCUUGGCAACAACAGCAACAGCAACAGCAACAAGAGUCUGGCCCAGAAAUACCGACAUUACAACGACCGUAUCAGAUACCGCCGCAAGGAACGAAACCACAAACAGCAACACAAUCAUUUAGCCAACAGGAAACACUUUUUCAGCAACACAAACUACAACAGCAAGACCAGCAGCAUUUCGAGCUCCUUCGAUCCCAACAACAACAACAGAAACAGCAACAACAGAAACAGUUACAACAGCAGCAACAACAUCAACUAAAACAACAGCAGCAACAGCAACAACAACAUCAACUAAAACAGCAGCAGCAGCAACAACGAAUGUAUCAGAUAAACCCAUUUUCUGUUUAA